UGAACGUGAUGCACUUGAACAGGAAGUAACUGAGUUUAGGAGAAAACAUGAAAUACUUGAAGCCUCUCAUGUAACUCAAGCUAAAGAAAGAAAUGAGUUAUCAAAAGAGGUAACCACCUUGCAACAGACUGUUACUUUACUGCAAAAAGAUAAAGACUAUCUCAAUCGCCAAAACAUGGAGCUUAGUGUUCGCUGUGCCCACGAAGAGGAUCGCCUUGAAAGACUUCAAGCUCAACUCGAAGAAACCAAAAAGGCUAGAGAAGACAUGUAUGAAAAAUAUGUCACAUCCAGAGAUCAUUAUAAAACAGAAUAUGAAAAUAAAUUACGUGAUGAACUGGAACAAAUCAGAUUGAAAACCAAUCAAGAAAUUGAUCAACUGCGAAGUGCCUCUAGGGAAAUGUAUGAACGGGAAAACAGGAAUCUCCGAGAGGCAAGAGAUAAUGCUGUGGCUGAAAAGGACCGAGCAGUGAUGGCUGAAAAAGAGGCUUUAGAAAAACAUGACCAGCUCUUAGACAGGUACAGAGAACUACAACUUAGUACGGAAAGCAAAGUGACAGAAUUUCUCCAUCAGAGUAGAUUAAAAUCUUUUGAAAGUGAGCGUGUUCAACUUCUACAAGAGGAAACUGCAAGAAAUCUCACACAGUGUCAACUGGAAUGCGAAAAAUACCAGAAAAAAUUGGAGGUUUUAACUAAAGAAUUUUAUAAUCUCCAAGCCUCUUCUGAAAAACGCAUUACUGAACUUCAAGCACAGAACUCUGAGCAUCAAGCAAGGCUAGACAUUUAUGAGAAAUUGGAAAAAGAGCUUGACGAAAUAAUAAUGCAAACUGCAGAAAUUGAAAAUGAAGAGGAGGCUGAAAGGGUUCUUUUUUCCUACGGCUAUGGUGCUAAUGUUCCCACGACAGCCAAAAGACGACUAAAGCAAAGUGUCCACUUGGCAAGAAGAGUACUUCAGUUAGAAAAACAAAACUCACUGAUUUUAAAAGACCUGGAACAUCGAAAGGACCAAGUCACACAGCUCUCCCAAGAGCUUGACAGGGCCAAUUCAUUGUUAAACCAGACUCAACAACCUUACCGAUACCUGAUUGAAUCAGUGCGUCAGAGAGAUUCUAAGAUUGAUUCGCUGACAGAAUGCAUUGCACAACUUGAGAAAGAUGUGAGCAAUUUAAAUAAAGAAAAAUCAGCUUUACUACAAAUGAAGAAUCAAAUGGCAUUAGAUUUAGAACAACUUCUAAAUCAUCGUGAGGAACUGGCAACGAUGAAACAGAUUCUCAUUAAUAUGCGUAGUAAACAUUCUGAGAACAGCUUACUUCUUACGAAAAUGGAAUCAAAAAAUGUGACAGAAAAUCAGAAAUCAAAGACUUUGAAUGUGCCUAAAGAGCCUGAAGACAACAUAUUUAUCCCCAAACCAACACUCUUUACUAAAAAAGAAGCACCCGAAUGGUCUAAAAAACAAAAGAUGAAGACCUAGUGUUUUGGUGGGAAGUACUUGCUAUCCCAUGAUUUGAUUAGCUUCCGAAGUUCAUUUUCUGAUGGAAAAGAAAGUUUAUUUUAAUCAUGUACUUGACAUGUUUAAUUAAUUAAUGUAAUGUUUAUCCUAACGAGUGUUAACAAAUUUCAGCAUAAUCAAAAUGUAUAAAGUGUCAACAGUAACAUACUUUAUAUUUGGUUUUAUCUAUUUUGUUACAAAAUAAAUGUUAUAAACUCUAUGAUUCAAA
Messenger RNA from Tupaia belangeri chinensis (Chinese tree shrew), 1715 nucleotides. RefSeq names its product progesterone-induced-blocking factor 1. NCBI's taxonomy places the organism in Eukaryota, Metazoa, Chordata, Mammalia, Scandentia, Tupaiidae. The record is from RefSeq and is a predicted model, not a curated record. Gene Ontology annotation, biological process: cilium assembly. Gene Ontology annotation, cellular component: microtubule organizing center.